GCACUGCAGCGUCUGUGUUGCAGUGUUGAGGCAGCAGGAUGCGGAGCGCUGUUCAAGUUUUCCAGUGGUGUCCCUCAAAGGGACAACUUUGAAAGAUAGCUAGCUUCUAAAAAAUAAGAAAUAGACAGUUACUGUACCUGACUUGGGGCUGCUCUUAAUCAAGUGCUGCAUUGCAAGGAAGAUAAUAUUCAAGCGUUAUGAAGGCGGAGAAGGAUCCUGACGACGAAGAAAAUAUCGUUAGAGAUCCAAGCUAAGUGUAGCACAGUAUGUGAGGGACUGAGUCACUUGUCAGGAGUUUGUCUGAGGGUUUGCUUUGUGAGCUUACAGAGAUUUGUAACUUUAUGCAAAGUAGUUUGCCAUUAGCAACAAGAAACUAAAUCCUGUCUAUGAUGAACUGUUGGUUUUCUUGUGCUCCUAAGAACAGACAUGCAGCAGAUUGGAAUAAAUAUGAUGACCGAUUGAUGAAAGCAGCAGAAAGGGGGGAUGUAGAAAAAGUGUCCUCAAUCCUUGCUAAAAAGGGGGUCAAUCCAGGCAAACUAGAUGUGGAAGGCAGAUCUGCCUUCCAUGUUGUGGCCUCAAAGGGGAAUCUUGAGUGUUUAAAUGCCAUCCUUAUACAUGGAGUUGAUAUUACAACCAGCGACACUGCAGGGAGAAAUGCUCUUCACCUGGCUGCUAAGUAUGGACAUGCAUUGUGCCUACAAAAACUUCUACAGUACAAUUGUCCCACUGAGCAUGCAGACCUGCAGGGAAGAACUGCACUUCACGAUGCAGCAAUGGCAGAUUGUCCUUCUAGCAUACAGCUGCUUUGUGACCAUGGGGCCUCUGUGAAUGCCAAAGAUGUAGACGGGCGGACACCACUUGUUCUGGCUACUCAGAUGAGUAGGCCAACAAUAUGUCAACUGCUGAUAGAUAGAGGAGCUGAUGUUAAUUCCAGAGACAAACAAAACAGAACUGCCCUCAUGCUAGGUUGCGAAUAUGGUUGCAGAGAUGCAGUAGAAGUCUUAAUUAAAAAUGGUGCUGAUAUAAGCUUGCUGGAUGCGCUUGGCCAUGAUAGUUCUUACUAUGCAAGAAUUGGUGACAAUCUGGACAUUCUAACCUUGUUGAAGACUGCAUCGGAAAAUACCAACAAAGGGAGAGAACUUUGGAAGAAAGGACCAUCUUUGCAACAGCGAAAUUUGACACACAUGCAAGAUGAAGUAAAUGUGAAGUCACAUCAGAGGGAGCAUCAAAAUAUUCAGGAUUUGGAGAUUGAAAAUGAAGAUUUGAAAGAGAGGUUGAGAAAAAUUCAGCAAGAACAACGAAUACUUUUGGAUAAAGUCAACGGUUUACAGUUACAGCUGAAUGAGGAAGUUAUGGUUGCUGAUGAUCUGGAAAGCGAGAGAGAAAAGCUGAAGUCCCUUUUGGCAGCUAAAGAAAAGCAACAUGAAGAAAGCUUAAGGACUAUUGAGGCUCUGAAAAAUAGGUUUAAAUAUUUUGAGAGUGAUCAUUUAGGAUCAGGAAGUCAUUUCAGUAACCGAAAAGAAGAUAUGCUUCUUAAACAAGGUCAGAUGUAUAUGGCAGACUCACAGUGUACUUCCCCAGGUAUACCAGCCCAUAUGCAAAGCAGAUCUAUGUUAAGACCUCUGGAGCUAUCUUUACCCAGUCAAACAUCAUACUCCGAAAAUGAAAUUUUAAAGAAAGAGUUAGAAGCAAUGCGAACUUUCUGUGAGUCAGCAAAACAAGACCGACUGAAGCUCCAAAAUGAACUGGCACACAAAGUGGCAGAAUGCAAAGCUUUAGCAUUAGAAUGUGAAAGAGUCAAGGAGGAUUCAGAUGAACAGAUAAAGCAAUUAGAAGAUGCAUUAGAAGAUGUGCAGAAGAGGAUGUAUGAGUCAGAAGGUAAAGUUAAACAAAUGCAGACCCAUUUUCUUGCCCUUAAAGAACACUUAACAAGUGAAGCAGCCUCAGGGAAUCACAGACUAACCGAGGAACUGAAGGAUCAGUUGAAAGACAUGAAAGCAAAAUAUGAAGGUGCUUCAGCAGAAGUGGGGAAAUUAAGAAACCAAAUCAAACAAAAUGAGAUGAUAGUGGAAGAGUUUAAGAGGGAUGAAGGCAAGCUGAUAGAAGAAAAUAAGCGAUUACAGAAGGAACUUAGUAUGUGUGAAAUGGAGCGAGAGAAGAAAGGAAGAAAGGUCAAAGAGAUGGAAGGCCAGGCAAAAGAAUUGUUAGCAAAGUUGGCCCUUUCCAUUCCAGCCGAAAAAUUUGAAAACAUGAAGAGCUCAUUAUCAAAUGAAGUGAAUGAGAAAGCAAAAAAAUUAGUAGAAAUGGAAAGAGAACAUGAAAAAUCCCUUAGUGAAAUUAGACAGUUAAAGAGAGAACUUGAGAAUGUUAAGGCCAGGCUUGCUCAGCACAUCAAACUAGAGGAACAUGAACAGGUUAAGAGCAGAUUAGAACAGAAAUCAGGAGAACUUGGGAAGAAGAUCACUGAGUUAACAUUGAAAAAUCAGACACUACAAAAGGAAAUUGAAAAGGUUUAUCUGGAUAAUAAGCUCCUCAAGGAGCAAGCACAUACCUUAACAAUUGAAAUGAAAAAUCAUUAUGUUCCUUUAAAAGUAAGUGAAGACAUGAAAAAGUCACAUGAUGCAAUUAUUGAUGAUCUUAAUAGAAAGCUUUUAGAUGUAACACAAAAAUAUACAGAAAAGAAGCUGGAAAUGGAGAAAUUGCUACUGGAAAAUGACAGCUUAAGUAAGGAUGUGAACCGCCUAGAAACUGUGUUUGUACCUCCUGAGAAACAUGAAAAAGAGGUAACAGCUCUGAAAUCCAAUAUUGUUGAACUUAAGAAACAAUUGUCUGAACUUAAGAAAAAAUGUGGUGAAGACCAGGAGAAAAUACACGCUCUCACAUCUGAAAACAGUAACUUGAAGAAGAUGAUGAGUAAUGAGUAUGUGCCAGUUAAAACCCAUGAAGAGAUUAAAAUGACACUGAAUAACACAUUAGCUAAAACUAACAAAGAAUUAUUAGAUGUGAAGAAAAAAUUUGAAGAUAUAAAUCAGGAAUUUGUAAAAAUAAAAGAUAAGAAUGAAAUAUUAAAAAGAAACCUGGAAAACACUCAGAACCAAAUAAAAGCUGAGUACAUCAGCCUGGCAGAGCACGAGGCAAAGAUGAGCUCGCUAAGUCAGAGCAUGAGAAAGGUGCAGGAUAGUAAUGCUGAAAUACUGGCCAACUACAGAAAAGGCCAAGAAGAGAUUGUGACACUGCAUGCCGAAAUUAAAGCCCAGAAGAAGGAGCUCGACACAAUACAGGAAUGCAUUAAGGUAAAAUACGCCCCAAUUGUCAACUUUGAGGAGUGCGAGAGAAAAUUUAAAGCAACAGAGAAAGAACUAAAAGACCAGUUAUCAGAGCAGACACAGAAGUAUAGUGUCAGUGAAGAAGAAGUCAAGAAAAACAAGCAAGAGAAUGAUAGGUUAAAGAAGGAGAUUUUUACCCUUCAGAAAGAUUUGAGGGAUAAGACAGUUCUCAUUGAGAAGUCUCAUGAAAUGGAAAGAGCAUUAAACAGAAAAACAGACGAGCUAAACAAACAGUUAAAAGACUUGUCACAGAAAUAUGCAGAAAUAAAGAAUGUGAAAGAGAAGCUAGUAGAAGACAAUGCCAGACAGACCUCUGAGAUACUUGCAGUGCAAAAUCUUUUGCAAAAACAACAUGUUCCAUUGGAACAGGUUGAGGCUCUGAAAAAAUCUCUUAAUGGCACAAUUGAAAAUCUAAAGGAAGAAUUGAAGAAUAUGCAAAGGUGUUACGAGAAAGAGCAGCAGACAGUGACUAAACUGCAUCAGUUGCUGGAGAAUCAAAAGAACUCUUCUGUACCCCUGGCAGAGCAUUUGCAGAUUAAAGAAGCAUUUGAGAAAGAAGUUGGAAUCAUAAAAGCUAGCUUGAGAGAAAAGGAAGAAGAAAGCCAAAACAAAAUGGAAGAAGUCUCCAAACUUCAGUCUGAGGUUCAGAAUACUAAACAAGCAUUAAAAAAAUUAGAGACUAGAGAAGUAGUUGAUUUGUCUAAAUAUAAAGCAACAAAAAGUGAUUUGGAGACACAGAUUUCCAGCUUAAAUGAAAAAUUGGCCAGUCUGAAUAGAAAGUAUGAGGAAGUAUGUGAGGAAGUUUUACAUGCCAAGAAGAAGGAAAUAUCUGCAAAAGAUGAGAAGGAAUUACUGCAUUUCAGCAUUGAGCAAGAAAUCAAGGAUCAGAAGGAACGAUGUGAUAAGUCCUUAACAACAAUCACAGAGUUGCAAAGAAGAAUACAAGAAUCUGCUAAACAAAUAGAAGCAAAAGAUAAUAAGAUAACUGAACUGCUUAAUGAUGUGGAAAGACUAAAACAAGCACUCAAUGGCCUUUCCCAACUCACCUACACAAGUGGGAACCCUACCAAGAGGCAGAGCCAGCUGAUUGACACUCUGCAGCACCAAGUGAAAUCUCUGGAGCAACAGCUGGCUGAUGCUGACAGACAGCAUCAAGAAGUAAUUGCAAUUUAUCGAACACACCUUCUUAGUGCUGCACAGGGUCACAUGGAUGAAGAUGUUCAGGAGGCUCUGCUCCAGAUCAUACAAAUGCGGCAGGGGCUUGUGUGCUAGCAGUUAGCACUGACGGCCAGUAUCUGUUUUAUCUUGCUGGUGCUGAACAUUCUUUGUGCAACUCCAUGGUCUUUCUGGGCCUUACUGUGCUGGUAUAAUUAAAAUAAAAUAUAUUUUGUUCCAUUGGUAGGUUUUUUUAAAAAAUUAGAUGAAUAUAUUAGUCUUUUUCAAUAUCAGUUUGAAUCUUAUUUUCUGUAUGUGUUAAUUUUACAAAUAGGCAAACAACAUAACACUUCGCCCUGGAUUGACUACAUAUUUUUAAACCUUCGAGUCCCUAAUAAAACAUGAGCCAUCUGAGUGAGUCCAUACGAAGCGAGGUUAGGCUGAAAUAAUUUCUUAAAGAUGUCUUUCAGAGAAAUUAAUUUCGUUGGUGGCCACUUUUAGGUGGAUCAAAAAACCUUUCAGAUCCUCAGAACCUUGAGACAUACAGUUGCGAGGAAUGUGUUAUAACUUGGCUGGCCAAGUUACAUAUUACAGUAUCUUUAUUGAGGUAAAUUCAUUAGUGUCUUUGGCCUUUUUUGUAGUUAUAGGUAUUUUUUCUUUUUACACUAAUAACUUUUAUGCCUUUUAAAAUUAAUUUUCAUAAAUGGUUUGUGGUGCUAAAUUACAGUUAGAUUAAGAACGGGCAGGGGUGGAAUAUAUCAGGAAUUUAUAAUAAAAUUGCCUCAAUCUCUACAACAGUAUCUUAAUUUUUACUUGUGGUGACUAUUCUUGCCACAGUAUUAGUGAAUAGUGAUAAAUGAUAUACUAGAUUUUUCAAAGUGUCAAAACCUUUAGACUUUUUUUUAGCAAUUAGUUUGACAUUUGCUACUAUAGUAACCAAGCACUCAUUAUAUAUGCAUCCUCCAAAUGUUUCAUGCUUAUUUAUAGGAAAGUUAUACUACUGAGAUUAAUAAUGUGAAAUACAGUUUUCCUGCAAAAUUAGCAUUAGAGAAUUGAUUUUAGAUAACAGAUUUUCGAAGUUUUAGAGACAAGUGCAGUAAUACAGUAAACGGAAAGAGUAUAUAGAUAGUAAUAAAAUAACAUAAGUGGACAUGUUUAUAGUAAAUACUCUGAAGUAACCAACGGUUUUUAUUUACUGCGUCUCAUUAGGGAAAGUUUAUAUAUCUUGUUAUUUUUUAUUAACAUUUUAUUUACCAUUCGGAGUGAAAAUUACUAAUUUGAGUAUUAACAAAUAACUGAAUAAAUGGAUCAUUGCAGUUAGGUUUUCUCAAAUUGCAAAAUUUGCCUUAGCAAUAAUCUUUGAACAUCCUGAACCAGAUUUUGUAAUGCUAUUUUUUUAAUAGGGUAAAAGUACCAUCAAAAUGACUUUUCAUACCAAAGAAUAAGUCAUCAUAUUUUUUCAGUGUUGAAACAACAUUGAAAGCCAGAAUUGGAUUUAUUUUUAAUUCUUUAUAUGGUUUACAUAAGCAAUAUCUGUUUCUUUAAUUAUUAUGUUUAAUGUUGUCAUUCAGCAUGAGUUCUGUUUCACAAGUUUUGGGCCACCUAUUUCAAUUAAAAAAAAAAAAUUAAAAAAGUUGCCAGGGGUAGUGGCUUAUGCCUGUAGAAUCCUUUGGGAGGCCGAGGCAAGUAGAUCACCUGAGGUCAGGAGUUCAGACCACCCGACCAAUAUGGUGAAACUCCGUCUCUAUUAAAACUACAAAAAUUAACCCGGCAUGGUGGCGGACGCCUGUAUUCCCAGGUACUUGGGAGGCUAAGACGGGAGAAUCGCUUGAAUGCCGGUGGCGGAGGUUGCAGUGAGCCAAGAUCACGCCACUGCACUCCAGCUUGAGCAACAGCGAGACUCCAUCUCAAAAUAAAAUAAAUAAAAUAAAAGCUCUACAAUAGAGCAAAGUUUUAAACUGAAUAUUUAUGUUAAGUGUUUUAUUUUCCACAUUAGAGAUGGGAAGGGAACCUUAUGUGUAUUUUAUUUUGUUUUCAACCAUUAAUAAAGUUUUCUCUAGAA
Molecule: messenger RNA, 6543 nt
Organism: Chlorocebus sabaeus (green monkey)
Lineage: Eukaryota; Metazoa; Chordata; Mammalia; Primates; Cercopithecidae
Gene: UACA
Product: uveal autoantigen with coiled-coil domains and ankyrin repeats
Molecular function (GO): actin binding
Source: RefSeq, a predicted model, not a curated record